AUGACAAUACAGCAAGUCCUGUUACUUCUGCUGCUCUGGAUGUGGCUGCCGCAUCCCUGCCGUUCAGAAAUGCUGUUCAGAAGGACUCCUGAUCUCAAACCGAAAAGCUUUGUGGGACGUGCAUCAGGGAGUGAUGGAAAAGCACUUCACCGCCAGAAGCGAGGCUGGAUGUGGAACCAGUUUUUCCUUUUAGAGGAAUACACAGGAUCUGAUUAUCAGUAUGUAGGCAAGCUUCAUUCUGACCAGGACAAGGGAGAUGGGUCCCUCAAAUACAUUUUGUCAGGAGAUGGGGCUGGUACUCUUUUUAUUAUUGAUGAGAAAACUGGUGACAUUCACGCCACUCGGAGAAUUGACAGGGAAGAGAAAGCCUUUUACACCCUGCGUGCCCAAGCUAUAAACAGAAGAACUCUGAGACCAGUGGAACCCGAAUCUGAGUUUGUCAUCAAAAUCCAUGACAUCAAUGACAAUGAACCAACGUUUCCAGAAGAAAUUUAUACUGCGAGUGUUCCUGAAAUGUCAGUAGUGGGUACUUCUGUGGUACAGGUCACAGCCACUGAUGCUGAUGACCCUUCAUAUGGAAACAGUGCCAGAGUCAUUUACAGCAUACUUCAAGGACAACCAUACUUCUCUGUGGAACCAGAAACAGGCAUCAUCAGGACUGCUUUGCCAAACAUGAACAGAGAGAACAGGGAACAGUACCAAGUAGUUAUCCAGGCAAAGGACAUGGGAGGCCAGAUGGGUGGAUUAUCAGGAACUACCACCGUGAACAUCACAUUGACGGAUGUCAACGACAAUCCACCUCGAUUCCCCCAGAAUACGAUCCACCUCCGCAUUCCUGAAUCCUCCCCGGUUGGGACUGCCAUCGGCAGCGUCAAGGCCACAGAUGCAGACACUGGGAAAAAUGCAGAAGUAGAAUACAGAAUUAUAGAUGGUGACGGGACAGAUAUGUUUGAUAUUGUGACGCAGAAGGACACACAGGAAGGCAUCAUAACCGUGCGAAAGCCACUGGACUAUGAGACGAGAAGACUUUACACAUUGAAAGUAGAAGCUGAGAAUACCCACGUGGAUCCACGAUUCUAUUAUCUUGGGCCUUUUAAAGAUACAACUAUUGUGAAGAUCUCCGUAGAGGAUGUAGAUGAACCUCCUGUCUUCAGCAGAUCAUCUUACCUUUUUGAGGUGCAUGAAGAUAUUGAGUUGGGGACAAUAAUAGGAACCGUAAUGGCACGGGACCCUGAUUCAGCUUCAAGUCCUAUAAGAUUUUCUCUGGAUCGUCACACUGACCUUGACAGGAUAUUUAAUAUUCAUUCUGGAAAUGGAUCCAUCUAUACCUCCAAACCACUUGACCGUGAGAUAUCACAAUGGCACAAUCUUAGUGUUAUAGCAGCUGAGAUCAGAUACUUUGACAGAAUUUACAUUCUGGCCCUAGCAGGAGUAGUUAGGGUUCUACAAAGAGACAACCCCAAAGAUACUACUCGUGUUCCUGUCUAUGUGAGAAUUUUGGAUGUUAAUGACAAUGCCCCCCAGUUUGCUGUAUUCUAUGAUACCUUUGUGUGUGAAAAUGCGAGAGCUGGACAGCUUAUCCAGACCAUAAGUGCAGUAGACAAAGAUGACCCUCUUGGUGGACAAAAAUUUUUCUUCAGUUUAGCUGCUGUUAACCCAAACUUCACUGUUCAGGAUAAUGAAGAUAAUACUGCCAGAAUUUUGACAAGAAGGAACGGCUUUAGCCGACAUGAAAUAAGUACUUACCUUCUACCCGUGGUGAUAUCAGACAACGACUACCCGAUCCAGAGCAGCACGGGCACGCUGACUAUUCGUGUGUGUGCCUGCGACAGCCGGGGCAACAUGCAGUCCUGCAACGCUGAG
Messenger RNA from Struthio camelus australis, 1863 nucleotides. The record is from RefSeq and is a predicted model, not a curated record. NCBI's taxonomy places the organism in Eukaryota, Metazoa, Chordata, Aves, Struthioniformes, Struthionidae.